Messenger RNA from Durotheca rogersii, 2169 nucleotides. RefSeq names its product P-loop containing nucleoside triphosphate hydrolase protein. The record is from RefSeq and is a predicted model, not a curated record. Lineage: Eukaryota; Fungi; Ascomycota; Sordariomycetes; Xylariales; Xylariaceae. Gene Ontology annotation, molecular function: RNA binding. The transcript is spliced from 2 exons. Gene Ontology annotation, cellular component: spliceosomal complex; intracellular anatomical structure. The coding region runs from base 221 to 2044 and encodes 607 amino acids.
GAUCUUGCCGCUUGUCUGUUGCUGUUCCUCGUUGACCUUAACGUGUCUCGACUACAGGCAGGAAUUUCUCGAUCUCUACCACGAAUCCCAGGUCCUCGUCUUCGUCGGCGAGACCGGCUCCGGGAAGACGACCCAGAUCCCUCAAUACGUCCUGUACGACGAGUUGCCGUAUCUGGAACGCAAACAGAUCGCCUGUACCCAACCCCGACGAGUGGCUGCCAUGUCUGUCGCGCAGCGCGUCGCGGAUGAGCUCGACGUACCGCUGGGAGACGAAGUCGGCUACAGCAUCCGGUUCGAGGACAAGACUAGCCCUAAGACCAUGCUCAAAUACAUGACCGAUGGUAUGCUGCUGCGAGAGGCGAUGAACGAUCCCGACAUGUCCCGAUACAGCUGCAUUAUUCUCGACGAAGCCCACGAGCGCACGUUGGCCACUGACAUCCUGAUGGCGCUUCUCAAAACGGUGGUCAAGCGCCGCAAAGACCUCAAGCUCAUUGUCAUGUCGGCCACUCUGGAUGCCCAGAAAUUCCAGCGUUACUUCUUCCAGUCGCCUCUCCUAGCCGUUCCGGGUAGAACGUUUCCCGUGGAGAUCUACUACACACCAGAACCAGAGAAGGACUACGUAGAGGCUGCGAUACGCACUGUGCUCCAGAUUCACGCGACCGAGCCGGAAGGCGACAUUCUUCUCUUCCUGACCGGCGAGGAGGAGAUCGAGGACACGUGCAGGAAGAUCUCUCUCGAGGUUGAUGAGCUGCUUAGAGAGACAGACUGUGGCCCGAUGAAAGUGUACCCUCUAUACGGUACCCUACCCCCCAACCAGCAGCAAAAGAUAUUCGAGCCCGCACCCGCGGCCCUGAGGAAGGGAGGCAAACCCGGCCGAAAGUGCAUCAUAUCGACCAACAUUGCCGAGACGAGUUUGACUAUUGACGGGAUCGUGUACGUCGUUGACCCUGGGUUCAGUAAACAGAAGAUCUAUAACCCCCGCUUGAGAGUGGAGUCUCUCCUAGUCUCUGCGAUCUCCAAGGCUUCUGCUCAACAGCGAGCCGGUCGAGCCGGUCGAACAAAGCCUGGCAAAUGCUUCCGUCUCUACACGGAGGAGGCGUUCAAGACGGAGUUGACCGAGCAGACAUAUCCCGAGAUCCUCCGAUCGAACCUGUCCAACACCGUGCUAGAGCUGAAAAAGCUUGGCGUCAAGGACCUAGUUCAUUUCGACCUUAUGGAUCCACCCGCCCCUGAGACUAUGAUGCGAGCUCUGGAGGAGCUCAACUACCUCGCCUGCCUCGACGACGAAGGGGAGUUGACGCCACUUGGUAGCCUCGCGUCCGAAUUUCCCCUAGACCCUAGCUUAGCGGUCAUGCUCAUCUCAAGUCCCGAGUUCCACUGCUCAAACGAGAUCCUCUCGAUCGCUUCGCUCCUCUCCGUUCCGCAGGUAUUCGUUCGGCCGGCCCAGAAGAGGCGGCAGGCCGACGAAAUGAAGAAUCAUUUCAAGCAUCCAGACGGCGAUCAUCUAACCUUGUUGAACGUCUACCACGCCUUCAAGGGAGUGAUCAACCGUGGCGAAGACGCCAAGCAGUGGUGUCACGAGCACUACGUCUCCUAUCGUCACCUUUCGAACGCGGACAAUGUCCGCAGCCAACUGCGGCGCAUCAUGGACACCAACGGCAUAGAGCUUUUUAGCACCGAGUUCACCGAUAAGGACUACUAUAUCAACAUUCGCCGGGCUCUCCUCAGCGGCUUGUUCAUGAAGGUCGCUAAGCGAGAGAACGGCAAGGUGUAUCGCACGCUCAAGGACAAUAACCAACCUGUCAUGCUGCACCCGAGCACCGUUCUCGAAACCGAGUACGAGUGGGUCUUAUACCACGAGUUCGUCCUCACUACGAGGCAGUAUAUCCGAACGGUCACCGGAAUCCGGCCGGAGUGGCUCUUGGAACUGGCGCCUCUUUACUACGAUUUUGAAUCCUGGGAAGGACAGAAGGAUAUCAAGCUUGCGCUGAAAGCAGUAGCCGACAAGAUGAGACGAAGGGCCGCCAUGAAGGGCCGCCGUUGAAGAAAAGAAGAGCAACCCGCACUGCACGGGCGGUCUCGCGGGGAUAGAAUCCGAUCAGGCGCGGUCGGGCCGAGUUGAUACCCCGUAGCCAGCGUACACAGGACGAAGGGUGGUACCGCGCGGAG